AUGCGCGUACUCGCAGUCACCGCAAUUCUUUCUUUCUCUCUUUCUGUUCUCGCGGUGCCUGUCGCGAACGCUGAGAUAACUCUCAUCGAGCCCUUGGAAGCACGCAGCCAGCGAGUUAACCCCGACGUUGGUCUUAUAGGACGGGCGGUAGUCGAUGGAGAGGACUCUAUCAAAGCUCGGGGCAGAGUCAACACCGGUACAGGACGGCCGAAACGAGAGGCCGAACCCGAGGCUGAAGUUGAGGCCCUGGUCAACCGUGGUCACAUUGUCCCAUAUCCAAGCACGGCCCUUGCGAUUCCAGUAGGCGACUUGGUUGAGCGAGCCCGUGGCUCCCGCCCGGGUGGGGAGGAGAGUGCUGCUGAUCCCCGCAAGUUCAAGACCGCUGGUGAUAGUCGACGAGAGGCCGAGACCGUUGAGCGAUCUAUGAAGAAUCCGGGAGGUGGCAUCCGUGAUGAUUCCGAGUCGAUCAUGCUCGGCAGCCCUGGUGGUCAUCGACGUGAAGCACACCCAGAAGUAUGGGGUAGCACCACUCGUCGGGAAGCUGUACCAGAGGCCAAAAACGGAUUGAACGUUGCACCAGGUGGCCCUUGCCCUCGUGAUGCGUCGCCCAUCAAAAUUCCACCAAGUGGCUGCCGUCGGGAUGCUGCUGCCCAGCCUAACAGAAUCGGCGGGGGUACUAGUGGCGGUCGACGAGAUGCCAUUCCAAGAGGCAUUCGCGGUAGUGGUGCUAACCCACGAGGCGUCCGUCCGGGCAACGGGAACAACCAAUAA
Molecule: messenger RNA, 771 nt
Organism: Alternaria novae-zelandiae
Lineage: Eukaryota; Fungi; Ascomycota; Dothideomycetes; Pleosporales; Pleosporaceae
Exons: 2
Coding region: 1-771 (256 amino acids)
Source: RefSeq, a predicted model, not a curated record